Molecule: messenger RNA, 1904 nt
Organism: Tinamus guttatus (white-throated tinamou)
Lineage: Eukaryota; Metazoa; Chordata; Aves; Tinamiformes; Tinamidae
Source: RefSeq, a predicted model, not a curated record
AGAGCGGCUUCAUCUCCAACGAGGAGAGCAAGCAGAAGCUGGUGCCCAUCAUGACCAUCCUGCUGGAGGAGCUGAACGCCAACGGGAAGUGCACGCUGCCCAUCGAUGAAUCCAACACCAUCCACCUGAAGGUGAUCGAGCAGCGGCCCGACCCUCCCGUCGUGCAGGAGUACGACGUGCCGGUCUUCACGCAGGACAAGGAUGAUUUCUUCAAUUCCCAGUGGGAUCUCACCACACAGCAGAUUCUGCCCUACAUUGACGGCUUUCGGCACGUCCAGAAGAUUUCUGCAGAGGCCGACGUGGAGCUGAACUUGGUGCGCAUUGCUGUGCAGAACCUGCUGUACUACGGAGUCGUCACGCUCGUCUCCAUCCUCCAGUACUCCAACGUGUACUGCACCACGCCGAAGGUGCAGGACCUGGUGGAUGACAAGUGUCUCCAGGAAGAGUGUCUGUCCUACGUCACCAAGCAAGGGCACAAGCGUGCUGGCCUCCGCGACGUCUUCCAGCUGUACUGCGGCCUGAGCCCUGGCACGACCGUGCGGGACCUCAUCUCCCGCUACACCCUGCAGCUCCAGCGCGUGGACGAGAGGAGGCUCAUCCAGUUCGGCUUGAUGAAGGGCCUGAUCCGGCGGCUCCAGAAGUACCCCGUGAAGGUAGCGCGGGACGAGCGGAGCCACCCGGCCCGACUGUACACGGGCUGCCACAGCUAUGACGAGAUCUGCUGCAAGACGGGUGAGGAGCGUGGGGGGGCCGCGUCACCCGCCUUCCUGGGCGCUGCGGCAGGCUGCGAGCAGCCCCUCAUGGAGCUGCUGCUCAGCCACGGCAAGAUUCCUGUCCUCAUCGGGGAGCUCAUCACCGUGGAGCUGUGGAAGCACAAGGUCUUCCCGGUGCUGUGCCGGCUGGAGGACUUCAAGCCUGUGAGCACCUUCCCCAUCUACGUGGUGCUGCACCACGAAGCUUCCAUCAUUAAUCUCCUGGAGACGGUGUUUUUCCACAAGGAGGUGUGCGAGGCGGCCGAGGACGCCAUCCUGGACCUCAUCGACUACUGCCAUCGGAAGCUGACCCUGCUCGCAGCUCGCGGUGCCAGCGCGCGGCCUGGCACACGGAGCCAGCCGGGGACUCUGGCCAGUCCCUCGUCCAUGCAGGAGCUGCAGGAGCAGGCCGAGACGAUGGAGUUUGAGAUUUCCCUGAAGGCCCUGUCCGUGCUGCGCUUCAUCACCGACCAGGUGGCCAGCUUGCCCCUGAGUGCGCUGACUCGCCUGCUGAGCACCCACAACGUGCCCUGCCUCCUGGUCGAGCUGCUGGAGCGCUGCCCCUGGAGCUGCCGCGAAGCGGGUGCACUCAAGAAGUUUGAGAACGGAGCGUGGCACGCGGUGCCGCCGGAGGACCAGCUGAAGAUGACCAAGCUGGACGGGCAGGUGUGGCUGGCCCUCUACAACCUGCUGCUCAGCCCCGAAUGCCGCUGCAAAUACCACUUCGACGGCUUCAACAAGAGCCAGCUCCUCAAGCUCCGGGCCUUCCUGACGGAUGUGCUGCUCGACCAGCUACCCAACCUGGUGGAGAUGCAGAGAUUCCUGAGCCACCUAGCAGUGACAGAGCCUGCUCCCCCCAAAAAGGAUCUUGUCCUGGAGCAGGUCCCUGCCAUCCGGGAGCACCUUCUCAAGAAGAACGCGGGCAAGUGGGAGGCCAUUGCCAAGCACCAGGUGAAGUCCGUGUUCAGCCCCACUGCAGAGGAGCUGAGACUCCAGGCGCGCAGGUGGGCGCAGACCUACAGCCUGGACAUGAUGGAGGCUCUCGUCCCCGACAAGCCCCGGUGCCGCGUGUGCGGCGUCGAGGCGGCCAACGGCCCCCGCAGCGAGGCCGACGAUGUCCCCGAGCAGGAGGUGGAGAAGGACACCAACGUG